This is a messenger RNA of Cornus florida, 2122 nucleotides long. Its product is annotated as 70 kDa peptidyl-prolyl isomerase-like. The transcript is spliced from 12 exons. NCBI's taxonomy places the organism in Eukaryota, Viridiplantae, Streptophyta, Magnoliopsida, Cornales, Cornaceae. Gene Ontology annotation, molecular function: peptidyl-prolyl cis-trans isomerase activity; protein binding. Bases 101 to 1651 code for a protein of 516 amino acids. The record is from RefSeq and is a predicted model, not a curated record.
ACACAAAAAAAACACACACUCUCACACACAAAUGGCUUAUCUAUAAAACUGAGUUUCUGUCUGUCUAUCUCUCUCUCGUCCGUCUAUCUCUCUCUCAUCAAUGGAAGUUUCAGAAGAAACUGAAAUUGGAAGUGAAGGCUUACGAAAAAGGAUUACCCAAAAGGGAGUUUCAUGGAAAACUCCAUUUCCAGGCGAUGAAGUUGAAGUCCAUUACAGUGUGCAUGUUCAGCACGGGCCAUAUCUCAAUUCGAGCAGUGAAGGAACUGCUUUCAAAUUCAAAUUAGGGCAAGGUGAAGUAAUCAAAGGAUUGGAUGAGGGAAUUGGCACCAUGAAGAUUAGGGAAAAGGCAAUUUUCACCGUACCACCGGAUUUGGCCUAUGGGGAGGUGGGUUCUGAACCUCUGAUUCCGCCGAAUUCAACACUUAUUUUUGAUGUGGAGUUGGUAUCAUGGAACACCAUAACAGAUAUAACUGGGGAUGGAGGAAUACUGAAGAAGAUGACAAGGGAUGGUGAGGGAUGGGCUACUCCCAAAGAUGCUGAUGAAGUUUUUGUUAAGUAUUCAAUGCUUCAGGAUGGAACAGUUCUCUCUAAUUCCAAUGAGGGUGUGGAAUUUUCUUUAACAAACGGUUUUCUGUGUCCUGCGAUGAGCAUAGCAGUGAAGACGAUGAGGAAGGGUGAGAAAGCAGAGUUAUCAGUGAAGUUCUCAUAUGGCUUUACACAAAAUGGAAGUGGAAUUACUGGAAUUGGUGGUGAUAUUCCAUGUAAUUCAGAUUUAAUUAUCCAUCUUGAACUGGUAUCAUGGAAGAGUGUCAUUGAUGUCACUGGAGAUAAAAAGGUCCUCAAAAAGAUAUUGAAAGCCGGUGAAGGCUUUGACCAUCCCAACGAAGGUUCUGUUGCAAAAGUGAUGUAUAUUGGUAAACUUGAAGACGGAACUGUUUUCGAAAGGAAAGGAUCCAAUGAGGAACCUUUUGAGUAUAUGUGUUUCGAAGAACAAAUCAAUGAAGGUUUGGAUAGAGCAAUCAUGACUAUGAGAAAAGGAGAACAAGCAGCCGUGACUGUCAGCUCUAAUGUUGUCCAUGGCAAUGAAACUGUGGGAAUGGUUUCCCCAGAUUCAGUUCUUCUUUAUGAAGUCGAGUUGAUUAACUUCACCAAGGAGAAACCAUUUUGGAAGAUGGACACAAAUGAGAAAAUAGAAGCUUGUGAAAUGAAAAAGCAUGACGGAAAUCUACUGUUCAAGGCUGGAAAGUUUCAGCGCGCCUCCAAGAAAUAUGAGAAGGCUUCAAAAUAUGUCGAAUUUGACCACUCUUUCAAUGAAGAUGAGAAGUCCCAAGCUAAUGCUUUGCGCUUAUCAUGCAAUUUGAAUAAUGCUGCAUGUAAACUUAAACUCGGAGAAAACCUUCAAGCUUCAAGAUUAUGUACAAAGGUUUUAGAACUCGAUCCAUUGAAUGUCAAGGCUCUGUUUAGACGAUCUCAAGUAUACCUAAGAAUAUCUGAACUUGAAAAGGCUGAAGCUGAUAUCAAACGAGCUCUGACAAUUGAUCCUGAUAACAGGGAUGUGAAACUUGAGUACAAAAAGCUAAAAGAAAAGAAAAAGGAAUAUGCUGGAUAUGAAGCUGCAAUUUUCAGCAACAUGAUUUCAAGGAUGGUUUAGAAGCAAGUACUGAUCAUGAUAUAAUUGGGAGGUUGCAGCCAAAGCUUGCCCGAUAUGGAGCCAUCUCAGCACUAUCAUCAUCAUCAUCAUUGAUCAUCCUUGCCUUAAUUCUAUAUAAAUGAAGUCGACCACAUGAAUUCUCAUUCGUUUCUAUUAUAAGUCGUCUUUUUAAAAUCAUGUGAGCACCAUAUGAAUCCAUAAUUUUAUCUUUUAGUUUACGAGAGACUAGAAAAAAUUCAAGGUUAGUGGAUCUUUGUUGUGUGCUUCAAGCCACCAUUAAAUGUUUCUGAAAUUCAAAUUCAAUUGUUGGUGUUAGAUAUUGUUUUGACACCAAUUGCUUGUUGGCUUUACUUUAAUACCACUUUAUAGGUUUAUCUCGUACCAAUUUGUAGUAAGCACAAUGUGAAAAAGGAGAAAAACUUUAUUCGGCUUGGGUUAAAUCCUAAUAAUGGGAAAUUCUUUUGCAUUGAA